AUGGCCAUAACUCUGGUGUCCUCCAGCUACCCUCAGCCACGCCUCCGACCCAUACACAGUUCUAUCAUUCCUGUUAUUUUGUCUGCUUCCAGAGGCACCUCUCCAGGCGAUCCAGGAGACAAGCGGGAGUAUUGGGAGGUUCUCUGGCCCUCCAUCUCGCUCCGUGAUCGGAGCAAGCAGAUGAUGUCAGCCCCAGACUUUGGUGCGGCCAAGAGCAAGGCAGAGCUCCUGGGGGAGCAGUGGCUCCCAAUGGUGGGCCAGUCGCAGAUGGACGAGGACAUGGCCAAGGGCUGGCUGGGUGACUGGGCUCUGCAGGGAUCUAACAAUGAGGAGUGGAGGAACAUCGUGGUGGCAGAUGAUGCAGCGUUCAGGGAGAAGAGUAAGCUGCUAACCGCCAUUUAG
Molecule: messenger RNA, 402 nt
Organism: Oncorhynchus keta (chum salmon)
Lineage: Eukaryota; Metazoa; Chordata; Actinopteri; Salmoniformes; Salmonidae
Gene: pth2
Product: parathyroid hormone 2
Exons: 2
Coding region: 1-402 (133 amino acids)
Biological process (GO): neuropeptide signaling pathway
Cellular component (GO): extracellular region
Source: RefSeq, a predicted model, not a curated record